AUGCAGAAGCAACGCCCCAAGGGCAGGGGCAAGGGUCGUGGCGCUCGAGACAAGACGGAGUACGACACGACGAGAACCCAAGGCCCGGACGAUCGCGACCCCAGGUCGAAGAACACCCAAUGGCCAUGCUUCGGCCAGCACGACAUGACAAACCGAUAUGGCCGCUGGAACGAGUGCAGCCAGUGUGCCUACCGCCUCAGCUACACCCCGGCCAAGGCGCUCGAACGACUUCGCGGAGAAGGCUGGGAGGCAAAGAGCAUGACGGCAAAGCACGUGAAGAACAUGAUAGCGAUAAUCUCGCAAGAGAAACUCUUGCUGUACGGCAAGCCGAAAGCCACCGCGAAGAGCGUGGCGCAGAGCACGGCGAAGGACGAGGACCGCCACGAGAAGCCGGAGAAGACCAAGAACGUGCGUUCCAGAAGGUGA
This is a messenger RNA of Symbiodinium pilosum, 426 nucleotides long. NCBI's taxonomy places the organism in Eukaryota, Dinophyceae, Suessiales, Symbiodiniaceae. The record is from the annotation of a GenBank genome assembly.